This is a messenger RNA of Hemiscyllium ocellatum (epaulette shark), 3191 nucleotides long. It is a transcript of the gene tlr9, whose product is annotated as toll-like receptor 9. The record is from RefSeq and is a predicted model, not a curated record. The transcript has 2 exons. NCBI's taxonomy places the organism in Eukaryota, Metazoa, Chordata, Chondrichthyes, Orectolobiformes, Hemiscylliidae. Gene Ontology annotation, molecular function: pattern recognition receptor activity; protein binding. Gene Ontology annotation, biological process: positive regulation of interleukin-6 production; defense response to virus; canonical NF-kappaB signal transduction. The coding region runs from base 3 to 3182 and encodes 1059 amino acids. Gene Ontology annotation, cellular component: plasma membrane.
UCAUGAUUGACGAAGUUGCAAUUGCGAAAGAUACUGAUAAAAUGGAUAUUUGCAAGAAUCGUUUGAGAGAAUUACUGCUUGUCCUUCUUAAUUGCAUCAUCACCCAUUGUCGUUUUCCAAGCUUCCUGCCAUGCGAUGGUGCAAGGCUGUCCAGACUGAUUAAUUGCAGCCACAGGGGUUUAAUAUCAAUACCUAUAAUCAGAUCAGAAAAUGCAACCACACUGCUGCUAAAUUUUAAUUCACUUCAAGAGAUCAAGAGACAAUCUUUUUCUGGUGUCCCAAACCUUGAGAUACUUGACCUGAGUUAUAACUGUUGUCCUGGGAAACUCCGGUCCCCUGGUGAAGAAUGCAAACUGACCAUUGAACCCACAGCAUUCGUCCACCUUCGCAAAUUGAAAAAAAUCGACCUUACAGGAAACAGUCUGACGAGAAUCCCACCAUUGCCUGCAAACCUUAUUGACUUGAGGUUGAUCCUCAACAAUAUCAUCAAUCUGCAGUUUAGCAACGUCUCCAAUCUGGUAAACCUGGAGGUUCUGAAUAUCAGCAAGAACUGCUAUUACCAAAAUCCAUGCAACACCUCAAUGACUAUUGCAGAGGACACAUUUAAGAGAAUGCAGAGGCUGCACAUACUCGAAAUGGACUUCAAUAACAUGAAAGCUGUGCCCAGAGGUCUUCCGCGGUCAUUGACUAGGCUGAGUCUCUGCGAGAAUAAGAUUCAGCGCAUUUCAGCAGAGGAUUUUAAAGGUCUCAUUGAUUUGGAGCAGCUUCUUCUGGCAUGGAAUUGCCAACGAUGCGAUCAUGCCUCCCAGCCCUGUUUUCCUUGUAAAGGCAACAAACCCAUCGAGCUGUCUCCUGGAGCCUUCCACCCCCUUAGAAAACUGAAGCAGCUCGUGCUCAGAGGUAAUUCCCUUCGGAAGCUUGAUGCCCAGUUAUUCCACUCUCUGGGAGGUUUAACCGAACUUGAUCUGUCAGACAACUUCCUUGCCUAUGAAAUUCAAAACGCCACAUUCUUUGCAAACCUCCACAUGCUACAAGAUCUCAACCUGAUGUAUAACUAUGAACCUUACAAAACCUUUAAUCGCCUGGUCUUACCUCCUUCUUUUGUGAACCUAACUUCUUUGAGAAAAUUUCAGAUUGAUGGGUAUUUCUUCAGCAGGCUAGAUCAGAGAGGCAUACACUCUCUGCUCAGGCUCCCCAACCUUAAAUCCGUAAACUUUCGAAUGAAUUUCAUACAGACUGUUGACUUGAAAUUGUUUGAAAAUAUAACGACAUUGAAAUACAUUGGGCUGUCGGAAAACAAAGUGUCAUUUUCAAGGCGGAGUUCCAAGUGGUACGGUGAUGAAAAUAACAGAAUUGAAGAGGACUCCACCAGCUAUCAAGAGCAACAGAUUUCUGAGAGAAGAAGUGAAGGUGAGAAUAAUGAGCAUGCCAACACUAAAGAUAGAUUUUCCUUUCAAAGAUGUUCUUCUUACGCAAAGACCUUUGACUUAUCAUCCAACAACAUUGCAGAUAUUAAAGCUGAAGAUUUUGAAGGAUUGGAAGAUGUUGAAUGCCUCUUGUUGUCUUCGAAUUAUCUGACACAGACGCUAAAUGGCUCUCAGUUCAACAAGUUGAAAAAACUGAAGCACUUGGACAUUACUCACAACAGAAUUGAUUUUUAUCAUGACAAGGCGUUUUCAGAGAUCCCAUUGCUUGAGACUUUAGAUCUCAGUUACAACAGCUACACUUUUGAAAUGAAAGGGAUGGGGCAUAAUUUCAGCUUCAUCAAGAUGCUCCCUUCUCUCAGGUACUUACGUCUAGCCCAUAACCAAAUAGCUCAGCGGGUGUCAACUGAGCUGCACAGCAACUCUUUGAAUGCAUUAGACUUUAAGGGCAACAUGUUAAACAUAAUGUGGGAAAGUGGAGCAAACACAUACUUGAGUUUCUUCUACAAUCUUCACAAUUUGACUUUCCUGGACAUCUCGGAAAAUAAGCUGAUGACUGUGCCCCCAGACGCAAUGGUUCGAUUCCCGCCAAGUCUGAAAGAGCUUUACAUCAACAAAAAUCAAAUCAACUUUUUCCAUUGGGAUAAUCUGACAGUGCUAGUCAAUCUACAGCUUCUAGACUUAAGCUAUAAUUUACUUCAUAGCUUGCCCAAAACACCAUGUCACUUCCCCAAGACAUUUUCCAAACUUGUCCUGCAUCACAAUAUGAUAAUGGAACUUCCCAGUGAAUUUUUCUCCAAAGUCAAGGCGAUGCGUUAUCUUGACUUAAGCCAUAAUCGUAUAAAAAUAUUAAACGAAAAUAGUUUUCCCUCUCAGUUACUGGGAGGUUUGGAAGUGUUAGCUCUGGCCAAUAACCCUUUCAGUUGUACCUGUGAUGCUGAUUGGUUUAUUCACUUUAUCGAAGACACUAAUGUGUCAUUGCCAGAGCUCACCACAAGUUGGAAAUGUGAGUUUCCAGAAUCGCAACAAGGAAUGAGCAUUCUUUCAACAAAUCCCCUUUCCUGCCAAAAGGUUUACGGAAGCAUCAGCUUUGUCUUGUCUUUUCUGCUAACAGUAACUUUCACAGUCCUCCCAAUACUGAAUAAGCUGUUUGGUUGGGAUUUCUGGUAUGCCUUCCAUGUCUGUGCUGCCAAGUUAAAAGGGAGUGCAACAAUCGACCAGGAAAAUCUGCACUACGAUGCAUUUAUAGUUUUCGACACCACGUGCAAAGUGAUUGCAGACUGGGUUUAUGAUGAACUGGUGGUCAAUCUGGAGAAGAAAGGCCCAAACAGUUUCAGGCUCUGUCUUGAGGAGAGGGAUUGGAUUCCAGGAAAGUCAUCAAUAGAGAACUUGUAUGACGCCAUUUACCAAAGUAGGAAAACAAUCUUUAUACUGACAAACUCUUAUUUUGUGAGCGGACAAUUAAGACAGGCCUUCUUCAUUGCACAUCAGCGGCUAUUGGAUGAGAAGGUUGACGUCAUUGUGUUGGUCCUUCUCGAUCAAUCCUUGAGAAAGUCAAGGUAUCUGCAGUUACGCAAGAGGUUGUGCAAAGCUUCUGUCUUAAGAUGGCCCCACAAUCCAUAUGCGGAACCAUACUUUUGGCUCAAAUUUCAGAAAGUAUUGACCAGAGACAACAGGUUGCAAUAUGAUCCAAAUUUUAGUGAGAGCUUUUUGCCCUUUGAAUAUAAUUUACAAAGCAUCUUGUGGCAUAAUCAGUAAUUUGAAGAA